AAAGGUCUUAUGUGAGAGAGAGUACGUCUUAAAGAAAGGCAAACCAUUCCUUACACCGGUUUAGAGUACGCAUGUCCCUGUUUGUGUCACACGCUUGGUUAUGGAUUUGGAGGAUUAUCGGGUGAUUAAGGCUCCACCAACUAUAAUUUAUGUACCUAACUUCAUCACAAAAGAAAAUGAAGAAUAUUUAUUAAAAAAUAUAUAUUCCGCACCAAAACCAAAAUGGACGCAGCUCUCUCAUCGGAGACUGCAAAAUUGGGGAGGUCUUCCACAUCCAAAAGGCAUGGUCAUUGAAUCUUUACCACAGUGGCUCCAACCGAGUAUAAAUGAAGUGGAAAAAUUAAAAAUUUUUGAAGACAAGAAACCUAACCAUGUCCUUGUUAAUGAAUACCAAAUUGGGCAAGGAAUAAUGCCUCACGAGGAUGGGCCACUGUUUUACCCAACUGUUGCUACCAUCAGCUUAAGUUCACCUAUUCUUUUGGAUUUCUAUCACCAUAUGAACAGUUCAACGGAAAAUAAUGCAGAAAAUAGUGAGUCUGAUACAUCUCUGCAAGAAAGACAUUUCCUAAGCCUCCUAUUGGAACCUCGCAGUUUAAUAAUCGUUAAAGAUUCUAUGUACACAAAUCAUCUUCAUGGUAUCUCAGAACGUGCAGAAGAUAUUAUCACGGACAAAAUAAGUAAUCUUGAUAAAUGCUCAGACGUUAAAGUGGGCGAUGUGCUAAGGCGAACCAGUCGAUUAUCCUUGACUAUUAGACAUGUGCCAAAAGUUAUCAAGGCUAAAUUUUUCCUGAAGUAACAGUGAAGAACCAUUACAAGUUCAAUCCUAACAGAACUCAGAUUUGGAUCCUCAAAAUGUUCAGUCAACAUUGUACAUUAAACCAUUAUUUCAAACUAAA
Molecule: messenger RNA, 896 nt
Organism: Octopus sinensis (East Asian common octopus)
Lineage: Eukaryota; Metazoa; Mollusca; Cephalopoda; Octopoda; Octopodidae
Product: alpha-ketoglutarate-dependent dioxygenase alkB homolog 6
Exons: 7
Coding region: 101-796 (231 amino acids)
Source: RefSeq, a predicted model, not a curated record